Molecule: messenger RNA, 282 nt
Organism: Ictalurus punctatus (channel catfish)
Lineage: Eukaryota; Metazoa; Chordata; Actinopteri; Siluriformes; Ictaluridae
Gene: insl5b
Product: insulin-like 5b
Exons: 2
Coding region: 1-282 (93 amino acids)
Cellular component (GO): extracellular region
Molecular function (GO): hormone activity
Source: RefSeq, a predicted model, not a curated record
AUGAAGGUCCUGCUAUUGGUAUAUGUCCUGGCGUCCCUGCUGGUCUGUACGGCGCUGACAGAAGCAUCCCAAAUUUCCAUGAGGCUGUGCGGCCGCGAGUUCCUGCGUGCUGUCGUCUACACGUGUGGUGGCUCCAGAUGGAGGAGGAGCCUGAACGAGAUCUUCACACAGGACUCAGAGCCGGAGGACACGCUGAGGUUCAGGAAGAGCGAGGAAUCGGCAUUGCUGGAUCUCUGCUGUAGCGUGGGCUGCAGGAAAAGCGACCUGACGCUCAUGUGCUGA